This is a messenger RNA of Brassica napus (rape), 691 nucleotides long. Its product is annotated as NAD(P)H-quinone oxidoreductase subunit K, chloroplastic. The transcript has a single exon. Gene Ontology annotation, biological process: aerobic respiration; electron transport coupled proton transport. Gene Ontology annotation, molecular function: 4 iron, 4 sulfur cluster binding; quinone binding; NADH dehydrogenase (ubiquinone) activity. The record is from RefSeq and is a predicted model, not a curated record. NCBI's taxonomy places the organism in Eukaryota, Viridiplantae, Streptophyta, Magnoliopsida, Brassicales, Brassicaceae. The coding region runs from base 1 to 678 and encodes 225 amino acids.
AUGAAUUCCAUUAAGUUUCCCGUACUUGAUCGAACAACAAAAAACUCAGUUAUUUCAACUACGUUAAAUGAUCUUUCAAAUUGGUCAAGACUUUCCAGCCUAUGGCCGCUUCUUUAUGGUACCAGUUGUUGUUUUAUUGAAUUUGCCUCAUUAAUAGGCUCCCGAUUUGACUUUGAUCGUUAUGGGCUAGUACCAAGAUCAAGUCCUAGACAGGCGGACCUUAUUUUAACAGCAGGUACAGUAACAAUGAAAAUGGCUCCUUCUUUAGUGAGAUUAUAUGAACAAAUGCCUGAACCAAAGUAUGUUAUUGCUAUGGGAGCGUGUACAAUUACAGGGGGGAUGUUCAGUACCGAUUCUUAUAGUACUGUUCGAGGGGUUGAUAAGCUAAUUCCUGUAGAUGUCUAUUUGCCGGGUUGUCCACCUAAACCAGAGGCUGUUAUAGACGCUAUAACAAAGCUUCGUAAGAAAAUAGCUAGAGAAAUCUAUAAGGAUCGAAUUAGACCUCAACGGGGUAAUCGGUGUUUUACUACCAAUCACAAGUUUUUUGUUGUACGCAGUACACAGACUGGAAAUUAUGAUCAAGAAUUACUCUAUCCACCAUCAUCUACUUCAGAGAUCUCUACUGAAACAUUUUUUAAAUACAAAAGCCCAGUAUCUUCCCACGAAUUAGUGAAUUAGGGAGGAUUUGAGA